UCCUUCCUGUACUGCAGGCCCUAGGCUUGGACGCAGUACUCCAGAUGGAGCCUCAUGAGAGCAGAGAUGCUGUGUUUUUUGAGGCAGUAAGCAUUGCAAGCUCUGACUUCUAUGGAAGUUGCAUGAUUGGAGAUGCUUUUGAAAAUUUUGCCAAGGUUUCAGGAGGGGAAAGUGAAGAUACCAAAUUAUCAUUAUGCUUUUAUCUUUUAAGAUGGAGUGAUUAAAUACUAGGGAAGUAGAUUCAUUACUGAACGGAUCAUUUUCCCUUUCAAAUCCCUCCCACCAUGUUCUUGCCUAAUCCUCUUCUGACAGGGGAAAUACCGCGUUAAUGCAAGUGCCCUGGGAGCUAAGAGUGAGUGUAGUUCUGUGCUAUUAAAAUGUUUGCUGGUAGUAUUGUGACACAUGAUCUGUAGGCAUGAUGACUAAUUGUUACGACUGCAUAAGUUUCCUGCUAAAAUUCUCUCACCUUUAGAUUGAAAUGGAUGAAAGAUGGAGGAUGCCUAUUUUAAAAAGCUGAGGUUUGAUGGGGAAAGCGGUGGUAAGGGUCCUUGAUGGCUUGGAUUGAUACUGCAUAUAAGCUCUUUGGGCAAGGGUUUGUUGCAGCUCAUAUUUACACAGGAUUUUGUAACAGGGCUUUGUGAUCUCUCUCUCUAGUGUGCUGCUACCUCACUGAAGAGACGAAAGCUGUCUCACCUCUGGAAAAUGCUUAAUAAUUUUCUGCUUAAGAAAAUUUGUCCAAGCCUAUCUGUGUGAGUCUAAGAGAAGGAGGGUGUUUAGACUUUACGUCAUGUUCAACACUCAUUUUCUUCAGACCAGGCCAUUUUAGAAAUGUGUUGAUUGGAUUUUCUGGAAGUCAAGUUUCACUUCAGAAAAUACUGGAUUAAGUUCUUGUGUUUGCCAUCAGUUUGAGUGUUUCAAUUAAACUAAGAAUCUUGAAGAGGAGAAGGAGAUAUUUAAGGAUUUGAGGGGGUGGAUACAGUAAAGGUAUAUUAAUGAAACUGACAUUUGUGUUUGUGCUGUGGUUGUGUUCUCUGUGAUGAUUGGAAGUAAUUUCAAACCAGGCUGAAGUCCAACUAACAGGAGUCAAUUUUGUCCUGAGGUUUCUCAACUGUUGAGCAAGAGAUUUGAAGUAAAAAACUUUGGAGGCAUGUGACUGUUAAUCUCUUUAGCAGUAAGAAUAAAGUUUAAGCAUCCUGUUGGAAAUGUACUUGAUUCUGUGUUGCUCUUUGUUUUAAUUAACAAGCUUUUCUCCUGCAUAGAUUGGGGGUAUAAACUUCUUUGCACUUUGUCCAAUUAGAUCAUGCUUAGAAGCUGUCAGCGGUGAUGGUGAGGCAACCCUCCCCUGCCUCUUUUUCGAUUGUUCAGUCAGUCUGUUGGAUAAUGAAAGAAUUUGCCUGACGGGGUUUGGUAGCGUUUCGUCCCCUAGAUGAAUUACUGCAAGAUAUAGACGACUCUUGUGCAUCCAAAAUGCAUUGGAAUGAUUCAGCCAAUUCCUCAGAAGGUGACGCUGAAGCUCAUUCUGCCUUUACACAGACUGAGCACAACAUAGUUGCAGCUUACUUAAUAACAGCAGGAGUGAUAAGCAUUUUCAGUAACAUUGUUGUGUUAGGCAUCUUUGUUAAGUACAAAGAGCUUCGGACAGCAACCAAUGCAAUUAUUAUCAACUUGGCAUUCACUGACAUUGGUGUUAGCGGCAUUGGCUACCCCAUGUCUGCUGCUUCAGACCUGCAUGGAAGCUGGAAGUUUGGAUAUACUGGAUGCCAGAUCUAUGCUGCCUUAAAUAUAUUUUUUGGGAUGGCGAGUAUUGGUUUGCUCACUGUUGUUGCAGUUGACCGUUACCUGACAAUCUGCAGGCCUGACAUAGGAAGAAGGAUGACUACCCGUAACUAUGCCGCUCUAAUCCUAGCUGCGUGGAUCAAUGCAGUCUUUUGGGCAUCCAUGCCUACUGUAGGCUGGGCUGGUUAUGCUCCGGAUCCAACUGGAGCAACUUGCACAGUCAAUUGGAGGAAAAAUGAUGUGUCCUUUGUUUCCUACACAAUGAGUGUAAUUGCUGUUAAUUUUGUUGUACCCUUGACAGUCAUGUUUUACUGUUAUUACAAUGUUUCCCGGACAAUGAAACAGUACACCAGCAGUAACUGCCUGGAGAGCAUCAACAUGGAUUGGUCUGACCAAGUAGAUGUAACAAAGAUGUCUGUUGUGAUGAUUAUAAUGUUCCUGGUGGCAUGGUCUCCCUAUUCCAUUGUGUGCUUAUGGUCUUCUUUUGGAGACCCAAAGAAAAUUUCUCCUGCAAUGGCCAUCAUAGCUCCUUUAUUUGCAAAAUCCUCCACAUUCUAUAAUCCCUGCAUUUAUGUCAUUGCAAACAAAAAGUUUCGGAGGGCAAUCCUGGCAAUGGUGCGAUGUCAGACAAGACAAGAAAUAACUAUAAACAAUGCCUUACCCAUGAGUGUUUCUCAAAGUGCACUGACAUCUUAAAACUAAUUUCAUUCUUCUGCAUAGAUUGUGUGGGAAGGUGUCAAAUCUGGGUUACAGUUAAUUUUUUGGAACAAUAAUCUGCCUCAUCCAGUCAGCUGUUUUCUGUUAAUCACUACAAUAUUUUUAGAUAAGUUAAAAAGAAAAAAAGAGCAAAACAAAGCACUGUGACUUUAGUUUUCAAGAAUGAGGCUUAUUGGCUUGAUAUUUCUGGCACAAACAAAAAAAGGCCAUUGAAGUGUUCCAUGUGACUUGCAGGUUUGGACAAGGUGACACUGGGGCAGGGAGAGACUGAAGGAGGAAGUGCUUAGGUUCAGUAACAUAGAUCUAGCACCUUUAAUUCCUCUUACAAAUGACUCUCAACUUUGCUUGAAAGUUUCCAGACCCAAAUCGCUCUGGAUUCUCCUUAUAUGUGUAUAUAUAUAUAUAUAUCUAUAUCACGUGUCUGUACUGACAUUUGUUGCAGUUUAGCUUCUGUGAAUAUGGUAAGGUUAUCAGAAUAUCUAGCCAAACCCCAUAGAACUUAUCAGCUUUUAGGAUUCUGAAAGAGUUUCAUAAUACUUCUUGUAUUUUUGAAGUUUUGACUCUCCGAAUCAGAUGAAUUUGUGGGAUGGACAGCUUUUGUUUUAGUGGUGGUACAUUUCUAGUGUUCGUCCCUUGCACAGCAGAUCCUGAUAGUGGGACAAAAUGCUCCCUGAAGGUUGACGCUCAGGCAGCACAUAAAACAAUAAAGAUGAUUUCUCAUUAUUUCUAAGUCAAUCUCAUGAACGUCCAUUGUGUAAUUUUUGAAAAAGAACAUCGGCAAUGGCAGAAAUGGAUUUAUUUGGGCUGGAGGGGGUGGCUGCGUAUGGAGCUGAUGAUGGAUGGUAGUACACAUUCUUGGUGAUUCUCAGAUUUCGAGAAUAAAUAUAUUUUUUGAUUGCCAAUCCAAAGUCUUAGUGAUCCUUCAGACAUGCCUCAGCCACUGUGACUUUGUACAGCUACAGUUAUUCCAUUUCUUGGGUUCUUUUUUCUCCUGGGAUCUCUGGUGCUGGUCUGUCAGAGUACCACUUUAUGCGAUACAGUCAUUUGGGAAAGCUAAAUGUUAUGUUUAUUAAUUUGUGUGAAAUGUGUGAUGUAAUUUGAGGUCCCCCAAAAUAGUGGGAAAGAAACUUUUUAGAAAGUACAUUUUAAGUCUGACCAUGUGAGACUUAAAAGGAUUUUGAGUACAAUUUGCACCAACAGAUGGUUCAUUUCUAUCAUUUUAUUUUGACAUUAUUGUGCAUGUGUACAUCUAAAGGGUGGCUUUGCAGUGUGGAGCUGUUAUUCAAAAUUUGUGUGUUAUUGGUAAAAACCUGUCUUCUUGGGAUUCUUUUGAAUGUUCUAGAGUCUAGGCUUCCUAUUAAUUUGUAUUUUUCAGUAAUAAAGUAAACGCCAUACAAUAUCCUCUUG
Molecule: messenger RNA, 3900 nt
Organism: Numida meleagris (helmeted guineafowl)
Lineage: Eukaryota; Metazoa; Chordata; Aves; Galliformes; Numididae
Gene: RRH
Product: retinal pigment epithelium-derived rhodopsin homolog
Exons: 7
Coding region: 1468-2472 (334 amino acids)
Biological process (GO): visual perception; G protein-coupled receptor signaling pathway
Cellular component (GO): membrane; photoreceptor outer segment
Molecular function (GO): G protein-coupled receptor activity
Source: RefSeq, a predicted model, not a curated record